Molecule: messenger RNA, 1279 nt
Organism: Solanum dulcamara
Lineage: Eukaryota; Viridiplantae; Streptophyta; Magnoliopsida; Solanales; Solanaceae
Product: B-box zinc finger protein 32
Exons: 1
Coding region: 157-939 (260 amino acids)
Molecular function (GO): zinc ion binding
Source: RefSeq, a predicted model, not a curated record
UUUAAACCACACACAUAAAUUCAGCAAUAAUACACUUCACAAGUCACUCUAAAGUCUAAAUUCUCUUUACGUAGCACUCUUGGCUAUCUCACCUUCUUCAUUCCUUCUCUUCAUAUAUCUUCUCUUCCCCAUUUCCACUAUCACAAGUUAAGAAAUAUGGAAGAAGUUAUGUCCUCUAAACUCUGUGAUCUUUGCAAUGACCAAGCCGCUCUAUUUUGCCCAUCUGAUUCAGCUUUUCUAUGUUUUCAUUGUGAUGUCAAAGUUCAUCAGGCUAAUUUCCUUGUUGCUCGCCACCUUCGUUUUACUCUUUGCUCUCACUGCAAUUCCCUUACGAAAAGUCGUUUUUCCCCCUGUUCUCCCCCGUGUCCCGCUCUUUGUCCUUCCUGCUCCCGGAAUUCGUCUGCUGAUUCAGAUCUCUGUUCUCUUUCAUCUUCUUCGUCAUCUACUUGUGUUUCCAGCACGCAAACCAGCGCUAGUACACAAAAGAUUAACAUAAACUCUUCCGAUCGAAAGCAAUUUCCGGAUUACUCUACAAAUGAUUCUACCGGUGAAGUCAAUUCUGCUACCACACCGAGAAGUGUGAAAUUUCGAGAUCCGAGGGCGGCGACUUGUGUGUUCAUGCAUUGGUGUAUGAAGCUUGGAAUGGACGGUGACGAAUGGGUGGUGCAAACGGCUUGUAGUGCCUUGGGGAUUUGUUUAGGCCGGUCUAGGGCUAUGCCAGUGCGGGUAGGCUUGGCGGCGUGUUUUUGGUUCGGUUUGAGAAGUAAAAACGACAAAUCAAAAUCCACCUGGCAAUGUUUGAAGAAAUUGGAGGAGAUCUCUGGUGUGCCAGCAAAGCUAAUAUUAGCCACACAAUUUAAACUUCGAAAAAUUGUGAAAGCCAACAACCGAAGACGUCAAGGAAUGGAGGAAAGUUGGGCUGAAUCGUCGUCACCUUGAUUUUUUUAAAGGCGUUUGGACGAAUAUUUUCUAGUAUUUUUCCAUUUAGUUUUGUGGAAAUCAUUUGAAAAAAAAGGGGAAAGUUUGAACAUUGCCGUCCCUUUUACAGCAGUAUUUUCUUUUGUUUUCUUUUGAGCUAGUAAAGUAACCAUUACGAUGACAAGCUAAAAUUUACCAACACUACUAAAAACUGAGUAAAAAUCGAGUAAAACAAAUUGAGAGAACUGCAUCGAUCAAAACAGUUGAGUAGAAAAUGGACGCUUUGUCGAUUUUCGACCUGUUUUUAAAUCCUGCGUAGAAAUAAAAAAACAUCCAUUGAAUCAUUCGCCUUUGCUAACUU